AUGUCCCUUUACGAGGAAGUUAAUGACAAAGACGAUCUAACGGGUGUAAAAGACACAACAAAGACAGGAUUCUUCUCGAAGCCGUCUCUCCGAAGCAGGAACACCAUCUUUACCCUGGGCACCCGUGGUGUGGUCAUCUCACCGGCAGAGCUCGAGGCCCCCAUCCUGGUGCCCCAUACUGCCCAUCGUGGAGAGCAGAGGUAUCCCUUUGAAGCCCUCUUUCGCAGCCAGCACUAUACCCUCCUCGACAUUUCUUGCCGUGAAUAUCCUUUCAUCUGUGAAUUUUUCGUCAUCUCUGGCCUGGCUGCACAUGACCUGUUCCACUCUAUCAUGGGCUGCACACUCUCCAUGACACUGAAACACCUGGAGUCCUACCUGGCCGACUGCUACGACGCCAUUGCUGUUUUUCUCUGUAUCCACAUUGUUCUCUGGUUCCGCAGCAUUGCAGCAAAGAGGGACGUCCCUGCCCUGGACAGGUACUGGGGGCAGGUGCUUGCCUUGCUGUGGCCUCGGUUUGAGCUGAUCCUGGAGAUGAAUGUCCAGAGUGUCCGCAGCACUGACCCCCAGCACCUUGGGGGACUGGACACUCACCCCCACUAUAUCACAGUAUGCUAUGCUGAGUUCUCCUCUGCACUUGUCAGCAUCAACCAGACCAUCCCCAAUGAACGCACACUGCAGCUCCUGGGACAGCUACAGGUGGAGGUGGAGAAUUUUGUCCUCCGAGUGGCUGCAGAGUUCUCUUCCAGGAAGGAGCAGCUUGUGUUUCUUAUCAACAACUAUGACAUGAUGCUGGGCGUGCUGAUGGAGCGGGCUGCUGACGACAGCAAAGACGUGGAGAGUUUCCAGCAGCUGCUCAAUGCUCGGACACAGGAGUUCAUUGAAGAGUUGCUGUCUCCCCCGUUCCGGGGUCUGGUGGCGUUUGUGAAGGAGGCUGAAGCCUUGAUUGUCAUGGCGAGUUAGGGACAGCAGGAGUUAGGGACAGUGUGUGGGGUUCAGUCCCGAGUGACUCAGCUGAUCCGUGGCUUUGGUAGUUCCUGGAAGGCUUCAGUGGAGUCCCUGAGUCAGGAUGUAAUGCGGAGUUUUACCAACUUUCGAAAUGGAACCAGCAUCAUCCAGGGGGCGCUGACCCAGCUGAUCCAGCUGUACCACCGCUUCCACCGGGUGCUGUCCCAGCCCCAGCUCCACGCUCUCCCUGCCAGGGCCGAGCUCAUCAACAUCCAUCACCUCAUGGUGGAGCUGAAGAAACACAAGCUGAACUUCUGACUCAGAUCCACCGGGCCCUAAGCUACCAUGGACUGUUCCCACAGAAAUGACAUCUCAGCAAAAGCCAGCUGCAUCUGAGAAGGACUUCCCACUCUGACCCAUGGGCCCAAUGCCAGGGAAAAGGUGGUGAAAAAAAGCUAGCAAUCCCUGAGCAGAAAAAUCAUAUUCCAGUGACACGGCUUUCUCUGCUUGGAAGAUCUUCUAUGGCAGGAGCUCCGAGUAAGUGAUGGGGAUUUCCUUUUUGGGCUUGCAGGAACACCAGAAGCACCUGGCAGGACACAGGUAAAACAGAAAUCUAGGAAAGAGAGCUAAGGAGCCCUCUUGGGUUUGGAGGAACUCAACAGAAAGGCAGACUAGCUUGGUAGAUUGACACACAGAGAGAUUUCUGAAGAGAUGGCAGUUUAGUUGUAGAAACAGGCUUGUAAUAGCUAUCUCCUAUAUAGUUAAGAAAAUAAAGUUUCCUCGCUGAACUGGCAGGUUUUUACCUCAGUUUAUGCCUCCGUUGUCUUUAGUGCUAUAAAUAUUAGGUUAUUUAAAUGGUUACAAGCCUAUGAGCAGGACUUUGGUCUCCUGCAAUGAAGAGCCAUCCAAAAUGCAGAGCCACAACAGGCUUAUGAACAGGACUUUAAGACAGACUAUGCUGAAUACAGCAUCCUUCAUGCCCAAGUCAGGGCUGCAAGCCACAGGUUCACUGAGCUGGGAACAGAGAUGAAGAGACUUCAGGGAGUUAACUCCACAACACAAGCUGCUAAAGGAUAAGAUAGUCCAGGAGUAUAAAGGGUUCAGGGGGCGGUACCCAAGUUACAGAGAGAGAAGCAUCCCUGUUCUGGAAGUGGAAAUCUCUGGUUCCUUUGGAAAGUCAGUUAUGUCAAAUGAUGUUUUAUAAGCAGACACAGGUGAAAAAAAAACUGUUUUGCUAAAGCAGACACGUACAAGGACACAUGAUGUUUAGAAGGGCUAUAAAUAAAACCCAGCAGACA
Messenger RNA from Grammomys surdaster, 2243 nucleotides. Its product is annotated as vacuolar protein sorting-associated protein 52 homolog. The record is from RefSeq and is a predicted model, not a curated record. Gene Ontology annotation, cellular component: GARP complex. The transcript has 13 exons. NCBI's taxonomy places the organism in Eukaryota, Metazoa, Chordata, Mammalia, Rodentia, Muridae. Gene Ontology annotation, molecular function: syntaxin binding. Gene Ontology annotation, biological process: Golgi to vacuole transport; endocytic recycling; lysosomal transport.